Messenger RNA from Miscanthus lutarioriparius, 834 nucleotides. The record is from the annotation of a GenBank genome assembly. Lineage: Eukaryota; Viridiplantae; Streptophyta; Magnoliopsida; Poales; Poaceae.
AUGGGUCCAGGCCUCUACACCGACAUCGGCAAGAAGGCCAGGGAUCUCCUGAGCAAGGACUUCCAUACGGACCAGAAGUUUAUCCUCACUACCUACAGCUCCAAUGGAACCGUGAUAACAGCUUCGAGCACAAAGAAAAAUGAGUCCAUCUUUAGUGAGAUCCAGGCCCAGCUGAAGCAGAAGAAUGUCAGUGUGGAUGUGAAAGCAAAUUCAGACUCUCUGCUCUUAACUACAGUGACAGUUGAGGAACUUGGUGUACCAGGCUUGAAAAAGACAAUGACCAUUCCUUUUCCACAUCAAGGCUCUGGGAAGUUUGAAGUGCAGUACUUGCAUGAUUAUGCUGGUAUCAGCGCCAGUGCUGGCAUGAACGCAAAACCUUUGGUUAACCUUUCUGCUGUAUUUGGCAACAAAGCUAUUGCUGCCGGUGCUGAUGUUGCAUAUGAUACUGCUACUCGGGAUUUCACCAAAUACAAUGCUGGGUUGAGUUUCACCAAUGCAGAUCUCAUCGCUGCUGUGACCUUGAACGACAAAGGGGAGAGCCUCACUGCAUCCUACUACCACUUGGUGAACACAGAGAAGAACACAGCUGUUGGUGCGGAGGUGACUCGCAACUUCUCAACCAAGACGAGCACAGUCACCUUUGGGACGCAGCAUGCCCUGGACCCUACCACCACUGUGAAGGCGCGCUACAGCAGCAAUGGAAUGGCCAGCGCCCUCAUUCAGCACGAGUGGAGACCCAAGUCAUUCUUCACCCUAUCCACCGAGGUCCACGUCGACGCAUCUGGUGUCAAGAAGCCCCCCAAGGUUGGGCUGUCACUGGUCCUCAAGCCCUGA